Molecule: messenger RNA, 3693 nt
Organism: Dichomitus squalens LYAD-421 SS1
Lineage: Eukaryota; Fungi; Basidiomycota; Agaricomycetes; Polyporales; Polyporaceae
Product: beta and beta-prime subunits of DNA dependent RNA-polymerase
Exons: 12
Coding region: 1-3693 (1230 amino acids)
Biological process (GO): DNA-templated transcription
Cellular component (GO): RNA polymerase I complex; nucleus
Molecular function (GO): ribonucleoside binding; DNA-directed RNA polymerase activity; DNA binding
Source: RefSeq, a predicted model, not a curated record
AUGCCAGAUGGCUCUGCUCGCACGCCCAAGCGGCCUAAUAGCUCAUUCAACACACUAGAGCGCGAGAAGAACUUCAAGAGCCCACCUAAGGAUGCUGCGGUCGUCCCGAUCUUGAAUGAAUUCGUGACCCCGCACAUAGAGUCCUUCAAUGCGUUAUUCAAUGACUCCGGACUUCCUGCAGGUGACGGAGACGGGAGGGGACUUCUAUCAUUGGGGCUGGAGGACAUUGGAAGGCGGGUAGUGUUUGAUGGGAAGGGAGAUAUCGGAGCAGAAAGUGGGCAGAGAGGAUGGGGGAACCGGUUGACCAUGUGGUAUGAACAGGUUACUGUUGCGCGACCUAUGGUUCCUGAGAAAGACAAAGAUGCUGUUGAGAGGAGAGUAUUCCCAACGGAAGCUCGCGAACGGUUGACAUCAUAUCGCGGGCGUAUGACUGCCAAAAUAUGCUGGCAAGUGAACGACGGUCCCGUUGAAGUCCAGAUGAGGGAUUGCGGUCUUCUGCCUAUUAUGGUCAGGUCAGCACGGUGUAACGUUCGCGGUAUGUCUUCCGCGGACCUUGUAAAGCAUCACGAGGAGCCCGAAGAGUUCGGCGGGUACUUCAUCAUCAAUGGGAAUGAACGUCUCAUCCGUUACCUCAUCCUCCCUCGUCGACACCACGUCAUCUCCCUCGUCCGACCCUCGUUCGUCAACCGCGGUCCAUCCUACACCCCUUACGCCGUCCAGAUACGCUGCGUCCGCCCUGACCAGACGGGCGUCACGAACACACUCCACUACCUCUCGAACGGUAGCGCGAUGCUCAGGUUCUCCUGGCGCAAACAAGAAUAUGUCAUUCCCAUCAUGCUAAUCCUCAAAGCUCUCGUUUCCGCGUCCGAUAAGGAGAUUUUCGAGGGCGUUAUGAUGCAAGACUACGAGGACACAUUCCUAUCAGAUCGUGUCGAGCUGUUACUCAGGAGUUUCAAGAUGUACAGCUUGUACACGGGAGAUCAAUGUCUGCAGUACUUGGGUGACAAGUUCCGCGUGGUAGUCAACAUGCCCGAAGACUGGACUAACCAGGCCAUUGGCGUAUGGCUCAUCAAUAAAGUCGUACUCGUCCAUCUGCAAAACCCAAGAGACAAGUUCCGCAUGCUCCUUUUCAUGCUGAGGAAGCUCUUUGCACUCGUCUCCAAGUCAUGUAGCGUCGACAACCCCGAUUCUCCUCAACACCAGGAAGUCCUCCUACCUGGUACACUCUACGGCAUGAUCAUCAAAGAGCGUCUCGAGGAAGCCCUCAACAGCUUCCGCGAGGGCAUUGCACUUGACGUUCGCAACUCAAAUCCUGCUGUGGACUUCUUCGACAAGCGGUAUAUCAAGAAGGUGCUCAGCAGGACGAGCUACGAUAUCGGCGCCAAGAUGUCCAACUUCCUCGCCACCGGCAACCUCGUAUCUCCGACGGGCCUUGACCUCCAGCAAGCGUCCGGUUUCACGAUCGUCGCCGAGAAGCUCAACUGGAUGCGUUAUAUAAGCCACUUCCGCUCCAUCCACCGUGGUGCCUUCUUUGCCGAGCUCAAGACCACGACCGUCCGAAAGCUCCUUCCCGAAGCGUGGGGCUUCCUCUGCCCUGUGCACACGCCGGACGGCUCGCCCUGCGGUCUGCUCAACCAUCUCUCCCGCACAUGCCGCAUCGUCACCUCUCCCUUAGCCGUCGCACACCUUCCCGCACUGCUGGCAGCACACGGCAUGACGCAGGCGUUCGCGCCUUCGGUUGAUGGCCGGCGCAACCUCUGCGUGCAGCUCGAUGGACGACUCAUCGGCUGGGCCCCAUCCGCGGUAUGCAAGCAGCUCGCGACGAGCCUGCGAAUAUGGAAGACCGAAGGCAAGCACAGCGUCCCGCUCGACCUCGAAAUCGGCUUCGUGCCUGUAUCUAAGGGCGGGCAGUACCCUGGCUUGUAUCUGUUCUCGAGCCGGUCUAGGAUGAUGCGGCCUGUGAAGUAUUUGGCGAACGGGAGGGACGACCAGGUGGGAUCGUUCGAGCAAGUGUAUAUGGACAUCGCGUGCACGCCUGCGGAGAUUGAGGACGGGGUGUCGACACAUGUGGAACACGCGCCCACGAACUUCUUGUCUAUUCUCGCGAACUUGACACCGUUCUCGGACUUCAACCAGAGUCCUCGUAACAUCUAUCAAUGUCAGAUGGGUAAACAAACAAUGGGAACGCCUGCGACGGCCCUCCAGCAUCGCACCGACAACAAGCUCUACCGGCUCCAAACCGGCCAAACGCCCGUCGUGCGCCCCGCACUGCACAACACGUACGGUAUGGACUCGUUCCCGAACGGCACGAACGCGAUUGUUGCCGUCAUCUCCUACACCGGCUACGACAUGGAGGACGCGAUGAUCCUCAACAAGUCCGCACACGAGCGCGGGUUCGGUUACGGGACAGUUUACAAGGCAUACACCGUCGACCUGCAGGAGCUCACGGGCUCUAGGAGGCAGACCGGCCCCCCAACGCUACAUUUUGGAGUGGGCCCGGAGAUCAGAAUGGAAGAGGGCCCCAAUCAGCAUGCGGCGGCGAAGCUGGUUGACGCAGAUGGUUUGCCUAUUGUUGGGUCAAGGCUGAACCCUGGGGACCCGAUUGCGGCGUAUGUGGACGACACGACUGGACGCACGAAGUUCGUCAAGUACAAGGGCGACGAGGUCGCGUAUGUCGACACGGUCCGCCUGCUAGGCAGCGACGCCGGUGACCAAGAGCUGCAGAAGAUCAAUAUCACCCUGCGCAUCACCCGCGCGCCGGUUAUCGGCGACAAGUUCUCAUCGCGGCACGGGCAAAAGGGUGUCUGCUCGCAAAAAUGGCCCGCCAUCGACAUGCCGUUCACUGAGAGUGGCAUGCAGCCCGACGUCAUUAUCAACCCGCACGCUUUCCCGUCCCGCAUGACGAUUGGUAUGUUAGUCGAGAGCAUGGCUGGGAAAGCUGGUGCAAUGCACGGUCUUGCGCAGGACGCGACGCCCUUCCAGUUCACGGAAGAAGACACUGCGAUCGACUACUUCGGCGAACAGCUCGUCGCGGCGGGCUACAACUACUACGGGAAUGAGCCGAUGUACUCCGGCAUCACCGGUCAGGAGUUCGCGGCGGACAUCUACAUCGGUGUUGUCUACUACCAGCGCCUUCGACACAUGGUCCUCGACAAGUUCCAGGUGCGAACAAUAGGCCCCGUCGAUCCCGUUACCCGUCAGCCCGUCAAGGGCCGGAAACGCGCGGGUGGUAUUCGUUUCGGAGAGAUGGAGCGGGACGCGCUCAUCGCUCAUGGGACCGCAUUCCUUUUGCAAGACCGACUCAUGAACUGCUCCGACUAUUCGACGGCAUGGGUGUGCAGGACUUGCGGCAGCUUGAUCUCGCUCGGGUACGACGAUGUCACCCUCGGCGAGAUGGUAAUCGGCGCGUCGGGCAUGCUCAAGCCCACAGGACCUGGCGGUGAGUACUGUAGAGUAUGCCGUGCUGCUGCGGAAGAAGAGGAGACACGCGCAAGGCAAGCCUUGGCAACCGGGCAGGCAUCAGCUACUGCCAACGGGCACGCCGAUGUGCGCGUGCAGAUACCAUCGCAGCACAUUCUUGGACCGGCCUCGAAGGGAGGCGACAUGGACAUCAUUGCCGUACCUUACGUCUUCAGAUACCUGUGUGCCGAACUCGCAUCCAUGGGUAUCAAGGUGUCAUUAGAGGUCCGGUAG